This is a messenger RNA of Brassica napus (rape), 2367 nucleotides long. RefSeq lists its product as uncharacterized. The transcript is spliced from 3 exons. Lineage: Eukaryota; Viridiplantae; Streptophyta; Magnoliopsida; Brassicales; Brassicaceae. Gene Ontology annotation, molecular function: zinc ion binding. The record is from RefSeq and is a predicted model, not a curated record. Bases 64 to 2223 code for a protein of 719 amino acids.
AUUAUCUAGUUUUUGUUAUAUAUUAUUCAUUUGUUGAUGAAUUGAAGUUGAUUUUGUAGAACAAUGGAAGUUUUGUGCAUCUGUGGACAAUGGAUCUCAAAAGAAUAUCUCCAGUGGGAGUUUCUUGUUGAUUUGAAGAGGAAUGCAUCAAUCAUUUCCAUAGAAGAAGAUCUACUGUAUGAAGAUUUGAUGAAGAUUGUAUCUGAAGAUUUUAGUGUUAAAGAGGAAGAAAUCAGUUUGAGUUAUGGUAUUUCAUUGGAUAUGAAAUGUAUUAUUGAAAGUUUCCCCCCACUCUCGAUAGGUAAUACUCGUCAGCUCAGAACUUUCAUUUCCAAGACUAGAGCAUUUGAUGGAACCUGUCGUUUGUGUGUUAAGGUUAGUACUGAUCCAGCUAGCUGUAACACUCAAGCUUCUGAUACAUUUGCUUCUCCUGUUCCAUUGAAUGCCAAUCCAAUGAUUCUUUCUACUGUGCAGAGAGAAAAACAGAGUCUUCUAUAUGAAGGUGUUUCUACAGUUCCUCUGAAUGCUCUUCCGGAUUUUAGCCCUGUCCAUAUUGGACUUUCACCAACCACGAGAGGAGCUGGCGAUAUUAAGGUGAAUAGCUAUUUUAAGACAAAGAGAGAGUUGAUGUUGAGGAUGAAGAAAUGGGCUUUAGAGUGGAAGUUUGAGUACAAGACUGUCUCUUCUAACAAGUCAAGAGUGCUUUUGAGUUGUGUUGAUGAAAAUUGCACGUGGAGGAUGCGUGCUACCAAGCUACCUCUUUCAGAUUUUUUCGUUGUUAAAAAGUAUGUUCAUGAGCAUACAUGCGAUACAACACACAGGAAAGCCAACCACAGACAAGCAUCUGCAAAGUUGUUGGGUUCUUUGAUUUGCAGCAAUUAUGGAGAAAAAAAGGAAGGUCUCAAACCGAAACAGAUCAUUGAACAGGUCAGGAUGCUGCAUGGUGUUCACAUCAAUUACAAACAAGCUUGGAGAGUGAGAGAAGAAGCUCAGAUUUUGGUUAGAGGGACUCCUGAAGACAGCUAUUACAAUUUGUCUAGGUGGUUGUAUAAAAUCACAGAAACAAACCCUGGUUCCUUGACUUAUCAACAUGUGGAUGCUGCAGGAAAGUUCAAGUAUGCAUUUGUGGCUUUUGGUCCUUCGAUAAGGGGAUUCUCAUUGAUGAGGAGAGUUAUUGCAGUAGAUGGUACAUUUCUGAAGGGAAAAUUCAAUGGGACUUUAUUGGCAGCUUGUGCUCAAGAUGGGAAUUAUCAUCUAUAUCCUCUCGCCUUUGCAGUGGUUGACGCAGAAAAUGGCGCCUCUUGGAAAUGGUUCUUUAGAGGUUUGAGCCAGAAGAUCCCGGACGCUUCGGAUCUUGUUUUUGUAUCAGACAGGGCUAACUCCAUUUCUUCAGCGUUGGAGGAUGUAUAUCCCUUAUCUCACCAUGGAAUUUGCAGGAUCCAUCUGCUCCGCAACAUCACUCCUACAUAUGCGAAGACUGGGUUGCUACCUCUGGUGGAAAGCGCUGCUGAUGCCUAUACGUGUCACGAGUUCUGGUUAAUCUUCAAGGACAUAAAGGAUAAAUGUCCUGAAUUGGCUAAGUAUCUGGAAGAUUCUGAUUUUAGGAAGUGGGCACGAAGCUAUGCGCCUGCGAACAGGUAUAAUAUCAUGACUACCAACAUUGCAGAGUCUCUCAAUUCUAUGUUGAGGAUGCCUCGUGAGUUGCCCAUUAUCUCUCUCCUUGAAACUAUCAGAUUGACGAUGACCACUUGGUUUUUUGAGCGACGCGAAGCGGCUGCGAAACAUAAGCACCUGGUUACUCCAAAAGUUGUGCAGAAAUUGGUAUCUAGGUUAGGGGCCGCAAUGUUGUUGAAUGUGUAUCAAGUUGAUCGAAGCGAGUUUGAGGUGAAGAAUGAAACAAUGAAGUUUGUUGUUGACUUGGAGAAGCGGCAUUGCACAUGUAAUGUUUUCGACAUUGACAAGAUCCCCUGCAUCCAUGCCAUCGCUGCUGCUAAGCAUAUCAAGAGAGAUGAAAACCUUUUUGUUGAUGCUUCUCACUUGACAGAAACCUGGGCUAAAGCUUAUGCUGAAAGCAUACAUCCUGGUGGAGAGUUGUCAACGUCCACCUAUCCAGAGAAUAUUGAUGAACUGUCUUGCCCACCUCCAGCUACCAAAAAGAAAAGUGGACGCCCUCCUACAAAGAGAAAGAGAUCCGUUGGCGAGUUUGGGGGUUCCUGGAUCUAAAUCUCAGUCCCACAAGUGCAGCAGAUGUGGCACAGGAGGGCACAACAAGAGCACAUGCGAGAGGCCUAUAGGAUGAAGUUCUACAUUUUUAUUGAUUAUUAUUUGGAUGUUGGCUAUUUGAUGGUUACAUGAUAUGCACCAGAC